AUGUUAAACAGGGCCUACCGAACUGCCAUUUACAAAGCAAAGCGAGGCUGUUUUAAGGAUACUUUAGCUGAUGAUUUGCUGGCACUUGUUUUGAAGGCAGUUAUAGAGAGAACAAAUUUGAACCCAAGUGAAGUAGGGGAUAUAGUGGUUGGCACAGUUCUCGCUCCUGGCUCACUUAGAGCAAUUGAGUGCAGGAUGGCAGCAUUUUAUGUUGGUUUUCCUGAUUGUGGACCCAAAACUGGAGAGGAGAGGCAUGUUACAAUUUAUGUGGAUGUUGGCAUCCGGCCAAAUGCAAACAUGCCUGAUUUGGCGAAAUUGAAGCCUGCAUUUAAAUCAAAUGGGACAACAAUUGCAGGAAAUGCUAACCAGUGGGAAAGAAAAGCAAAUCACUAUACAAUGGAGAAUGUUGAUGUUGUCCGGGCAGAGUAG
Molecule: messenger RNA, 429 nt
Organism: Rosa chinensis
Lineage: Eukaryota; Viridiplantae; Streptophyta; Magnoliopsida; Rosales; Rosaceae
Product: 3-ketoacyl CoA thiolase 1, peroxisomal-like
Exons: 5
Coding region: 1-429 (142 amino acids)
Biological process (GO): phenylacetate catabolic process; fatty acid beta-oxidation
Cellular component (GO): peroxisome
Molecular function (GO): acetyl-CoA C-acyltransferase activity
Source: RefSeq, a predicted model, not a curated record